Zasmidium cellare ATCC 36951 is the source of this 843-nucleotide messenger RNA. RefSeq lists its product as uncharacterized. Gene Ontology annotation, molecular function: protein binding. Bases 1 to 843 code for a protein of 280 amino acids. Lineage: Eukaryota; Fungi; Ascomycota; Dothideomycetes; Mycosphaerellales; Mycosphaerellaceae. The transcript has a single exon. The record is from RefSeq and is a predicted model, not a curated record.
AUGCGUUUUGUAAUAACCCUAAUUCGGAAGGCGUGGAAGAAGAAGCACCGGUUACGCUAUCUGGAGGUGUUCUUACCGGAUAAGCCACCAGGACGGGACUGGGACUCUUUUCCGGACCUGCUACAUCCGGCACUGAAAACGUAUUACGUCAAAUCCCUUGUCCGGGACUUAUCCGAAUCACUAGAGGGAGGGGAUGUCGAGAUAAGGAUCGAUAUUAACCCCGGCAACAACGCUGUUGGUGAGAAGGAUGACAUGAAAGAGAAUGCCCUGCACUGGGCAAUAUGGAGAAAAGACGAUGACAUCGCAGAGCGUAUUUUGUCGAUGUCCGGCUCAGCCCUAGAUGAAGGCAACAUUGCGGGCAGAACACCUCUCCAUCUGGCCUCGGGCAGAGGAACGCUAAAGUCACUACAGCUGCUGCUUGCUCACGGUUUUGAUGUUGAUCGAAGAUCUUAUGGUGAAACACCUCUCAGCGAGGCUGUCCGAAGGAGAGAUGCGGCGAAAGUGGCGCUGUUGUUGACCGAGGGCCGGGCUACACCAGACUUACACUUGGACGAAGACACGCCUACGGCAUUAUGGGUGGCUGCAAGCAUUAAUGAUAUGACUAUAGUGAACUCGCUACUAGCGUAUCCGGCGGUGAACGUUGACGUUCAGAAUAUUGAACAAAAGACGCCAUUACACGUAGUGAUCGAAAGACACGGCGAUAAAGGCUUGGAAGUCGUGAGAGCGCUGCGAACGCGAGCGGUUGCGAGCCUGGGCAUGAAGGACAACAGUGGUCUUACUCCAUUAUCGCUUGCGGAGGCACAAGGCUACUCGCAGGUUGUGCAAGAGUUUCGUAAACCAUGA